Molecule: messenger RNA, 4587 nt
Organism: Diplodia corticola
Lineage: Eukaryota; Fungi; Ascomycota; Dothideomycetes; Botryosphaeriales; Botryosphaeriaceae
Product: glycosyltransferase family 24 protein
Exons: 5
Coding region: 1-4587 (1528 amino acids)
Cellular component (GO): endoplasmic reticulum
Molecular function (GO): UDP-glucose:glycoprotein glucosyltransferase activity
Source: RefSeq, a predicted model, not a curated record
AUGAGGGUUCGUCAUUGGCUGCCGCGCGGCCAGGCGGCCCUGCUCUUCGCCGCUCUCGCCCCCCAGAGUGCCACCGCCAGUCCGCCCAUCAACGUAGCUCUCAGCGCCCGCUUCAAUUCCCCCCCAUACCUCGUCGAGCUGCUGGAGACGGCCGCCCUCGAGAACGCCACGGCCUAUUUCCCUCUGCUCGACCGCAUCGCCGACGGCUACUUCGACGCCAAGUCCUCUGAAAAGGACCAGCACCAUGCCUUCCUGCAGCUGCUCCAAGACGAUGGACACAUCACCGACCCCGACGCCCUCUCCUCCUUCCAAUUCGCCCUCUCCAUCCACACCGCCGCCCCGCGCAUCGAAGCCCACUACCAGUUCUACAACACCUCGGUCGAGCCCUCGCUGGAGGCCGACCAGGGCGACGACUGCGAGUCCUGGGUUCUGCUCGAUGGGAAGCAGUAUUGCUCGCCCGCCAUGGACAAGGAGCGCGGUGAAGUGAAGGACGCCAGAGUCACGGACCUGCCCUUCGACCGCCCCAUGAGACCAGACCACCGCUCAGUCGCUUCCGUCCUCUACGCCGACAUCACCUCGCCCAGCUUCCGCAACUUCCACAAGACCAUCAUCAAGACUGCCCGCGCCGGCGACACCUCUUACACACUGCGCCACAAGCCCUCCAAGAAUACCCGCCACGCCCCGCAAGACGUCCAUGGCUACGGCGUCGAGCUUGCCCUCAAGAGGACCGACUACAUCGUCAUUGAUGACCGCCAGGCCGAGGAUGACGAUGCCAAGGCACCGGCUGUAGAUGCCGCCCAGGCCGUCCUGCACGACGACGACGUUGCAGACUUGAAGCCGCUUUCCGAGUCGGACCUCAAGGGUCUAGGACUCAAGGCUGCGAGCUUUGUCAUGAGCUCUGAGGACCCGCUGGACACGCUGCUCAAGCUAUCGCAGGACUUUCCCAAGCACUCUUCUGCCAUUGCCGCCCAUGACGUCUCCAAGGACUUCCUGAAGGAGCAUCAGGACAACAGGGAGGCUGUCCUGCCGCCAGGAUACAACAUCCUUUGGAUCAACGGCGUGCAGGUCAUGCCUCGCGACGUGGAUGCUUUUGCUCUGCUCGAGCACUUGCGCCGCGAGAGGCAGAUUGUCAACAGCGCCCGCAAGCUUGGCUUCUCCCCGCCCGAGGCCAUCAACGUCCUUGCCAACAACAACAUCGCAAAGGCAAAGGACAACGACGAGCCUCAGCGCUACGACUGGCGCGAUUCGGCAGAAGGUGGCAACGUCAUUGUGUUCCUGAACAACCUUGAGAAGGACAAGCGCUAUGCCGAGUGGCCCGAGAGCCUUCGCGCGCUCCUCCAACCCUCCUACCCGGGCACCCUGCCUAACGUCAAGAGAGACAUCCAGAACGUAGUCAUUCCCCUCGACCUCACCAACCCCCUCGACGUCACCGUACUCGUCGAGACUCUGCAGAGCAUGGUCAAGCGCAAGCUGGCCGUUCGCUGGGGCAUCGUCCCGUCGACAAAGAACGUCAGGGCGGAGCAACAGGCUCGCGUCGUCUACUAUCUCCUUGAGUACCAUGGACUGAGUGCUGUUAUGCAGUACCUCGAGCACUCCCUUAAGCUGAAGGAAAUCUCCGAGCCUUCCAAGACGGCCUUCGGCACCGUAACGGCGGACGCCAAGAUCCGCGGUAAUCGGGUUGCAAAGAGCUUCGACCAGGUUUUUGAAGAGGAAAGCGUCGCCAAGCGCGUAGAAGCAGCAUCAAGCUGGCUGUUCAGGAUGGCCGCUGACGGCAAUUCACCUCCCUUCUUUGUGAACGGCGUCGCGCUCCGUCGCAACGACGAGUGGCUUUCAAGCAUGAGCAUGAGGGUCUCUCGGGAUCUCAACACCAUCCAAAAGGCCGUGUUCGAGAACCAGUUCGACGAGGAUGCCGACCAAUGGCUUCCUGGUGUCUUCCUUGCCAACGCCCUUCUGAGGCGCAACCCCAUGAUUGUCCCUGAAGACGAGAAGGACGUCAAGCACGUGGACAUGGCCCAGGUCUAUGCCGACUAUGGCCAUCUCAUCGAGCGCUUGCCGACAUUCAAGGCCGCAGAGGACUCGGAAUGGUUCCAGUGGGCGCAGCUCAUCGUUCUCGGCGACUUCGACUCCAAGGCGGGCGCGACUCUGCUCGCAGAUGCCUACCAGCUUGCUGCAGAGCAUGGCGAUCUCGAGACGGCGUUUGUCCACACGGGCGAUGUGGACCACUACUCUAGACUGUCCUAUCUUCUGUGGAAGAACAAAGGUCAGAGCUUUGUGGAUGACCUUCCCGAAGACUUUGUGCCAAGCUCCAAGGAGCUCAAAGAGUGUGCAGAGUACUGGGACGCCAUGAAGCCGCUCAUGCGCGUCUUCGACGGCGAGUCCGGACGCGAAUCACUGGUGCUCAAUGGCAGGACCGUCGGUCUCAUCCGCAAGCGCAGGCCUUUCACUAUAGACGACCUGGAGAAUCUCCUGACUUAUGAGAGAACGAAGCGCAUUGAGCCAGCGAACAAGGCCGUCAUGGACCUGGGCCUCGAGAACAAGAUCAAAUCCCCUGGUGCAUCCGCUCAGUUCACAUCCUUGGUGGCUCUCUCAACCGUCUCCAAUGUCCCAGAGGGCAUCUUCGACACUCCUCCCACCACGCGUCGCGAUGUGUUCAAGUUCUGGAACGAUACCCACACGUGCAUCAAGACGGGCGAGAUGGAGACGUCUGCGAUCCAGAUCGUUGCCUCUGUUGACCCCUCAUCGGAGACUGCUCAAAGAUGGCUUCCCAUUCUCAAGGUGCUGUCGGAGCUGAGCGGCGUCCACAUGCGGCUGUUCCUCAACCCCAAGGAGAGGCUGAGUGAGCUUCCAGUGAAGCGUUUCUACCGCUAUGUCGUGGCGUCCAAGCCCUCUUUCGAUGAGAAUGGCUCCACCGAGGCACUGCAGGCUACCUUCGAUGGCAUUCCCUCUGAAGCCCUCCUAAACCUUGGGUUGGACGUGCCGCCGCAGUGGGUCGUCGCAGCCAAGGAGUCGGUGCACGAUUUGGACAACAUCAAGUUGAGCCAGCUCAAGGGCCAGUCGUCCAUCGACGCCGUCUAUGAGCUCGAGUACAUCCUGAUCGAAGGCCACUCUCGCGAUCUCACCAAUGGCAUGUACCCCCGUGGCGCCCAGCUCGACCUGCGCACGACGUCGAACCCUCGCUACGCCGACACCAUCAUCAUGGCCAAUCUUGGCUACUUCCAGUUCAAGGCCAACCCGGGUUUCUUCGACAUCGAGCUGCAGCCCGGACGCAGCCAGGACAUCUUCACCAUCGAAAGCGCGGGCACGCUCGGCUGGGAGCCGCAGCCGGGCGACCGCACCAAGGAGAUCGCACUCAUGGACUUCAAGGGCGUGACCCUCUUCCCGCGCCUGUCCCGCAGGUCUGGAAAGGAAGACGAGGACGUGCUCGAAGCGCCCACCACCAUGGUCGAGGACCUCGCGGCCAAGGGAGCCGCCUUUGCCGACGGCAUCCUCUCCAAGGUCGGCAUCAACGUCAAGACUGGUGGUAUGUUGUCCUCCCUCCUCUCGGCAGUCGGGCUCUGGACCAAUCUGACGGCACUCGCAGGAUCCUCGCGCCACGCAGACAUCAACAUCUUCUCGGUCGCCAGCGGGCACCUGUACGAGCGCAUGCUCAACAUCAUGAUGGUGUCGGUCAUGAAGCACACCAAGCACACGGUCAAGUUCUGGUUCAUCGAGCAGUUCCUGUCGCCAUCGUUCAAGUCGUUCCUGCCCACCCUCGCCGCGGCCUACGGCUUCGAAUACGAAAUGGUCACGUACAAGUGGCCGCACUGGCUGCGGGGCCAAAAGGAAAAGCAGCGCGAGAUCUGGGGCUACAAGAUCCUCUUCCUCGACGUCCUCUUCCCGCUCGACCUCGACAAGGUCAUCUUCGUCGACGCCGACCAGGUCGUCCGCGCCGACAUGCACGACCUCGUCACGCACGACCUGCAGGGCGCCCCCUACGGCUUCACCCCCAUGUGCGACUCGCGCACCGAGAUGGAAGGCUUCCGCUUCUGGAAGCAAGGCUACUGGAAGAACUUCCUCAAGGGCCGCCCCUACCACAUCUCGGCCCUCUACGUCGUCGACCUCCACCGCUUCCGCCGCCUCGCCGCCGGCGACCGCCUCCGCCAGCAGUACCAGCAGCUCUCGGCCGACCCGAAUUCCCUCUCCAACCUCGACCAGGACCUCCCCAACAACAUGCAGGCCGGCCUCCCCAUCCACAGCCUCCCCCAGGACUGGCUGUGGUGCGAGACGUGGUGCGCCGACGACGCGCUCAAGAACGCGAAGACGAUCGAUCUCUGCAAUAACCCCCAGACCAAGGAGCCGAAGCUCGAUCGCGCGCGGAGGCAGGUACCGGAGUGGACCGUGUAUGAUGAGGAGAUUGCGAGGUUGGCUAGGGAGGCGCAUGUGGACGCCGCUGCUGAGGGCAUCGUUGGCGGUGCUGGUGCUGGUGCUGGUGAUGCUGAUGCUGAGGAUAGGGAGUUGUUGGAGAAGGUGGGGGAGCAGGCGGAGGAGGUGGAGGAGGAGAAGAAGGAGAAGGAGAAGCAGAAGAAGAAGGGGCAUGAUGAGUUGUAG